Messenger RNA from Corythoichthys intestinalis (scribbled pipefish), 2433 nucleotides. RefSeq names its product ankyrin repeat and SOCS box containing 10 (gene asb10). Bases 648 to 1961 code for a protein of 437 amino acids. Gene Ontology annotation, molecular function: protein binding. The record is from RefSeq and is a predicted model, not a curated record. The transcript is spliced from 5 exons. Gene Ontology annotation, biological process: intracellular signal transduction. NCBI's taxonomy places the organism in Eukaryota, Metazoa, Chordata, Actinopteri, Syngnathiformes, Syngnathidae.
AAUCUGGAGGCUACACAACGCCUCUUUCCUCGCGGAUCCACCGCCAGCCUCAUCAUUGAGCCGCAGGGUGGGGAGAUGCGCUGGGUCGCCCGGGGGGAGGGUAAGAGACGACAUCUGUCAUCAUUAGGAUUUAAUUUAAGAAUUCGGCACGUGGUAGGUGGUAGCCUAAUUUAUGAGGAUUGUGUUUUCAAGAGACCUUGCAUUCAAUGGGGGCAUGUAGGGCAUGGCAUUGGCUUGCUCUGUACAAUAGAUGGUGAUAGCAUGCAAAUCAUGCAUGCAGCCUCCGCAACUCAAUAUUAUGCGGUGUAUAACGCAAAAACGCAAUAUUUUUAGAAGUAUAUAGUGAUGUGACAGUACAUGAGCAACAUAAAAUUUAGACCACCACACAACUACCGCUACUAAUAUUACUUGUUUACUCGCUUCUAAAUGUAUUGCCCUACUGUACUAACUGAGUUUUUGAGUAUUUUAGAGUAGUAAUACCAUUUGACUGGUCAUUGCUUACGUGCUACAAGCUUAAAUUUGCUCUGGCAUAGUUCACUGGGUCGUAUCACAUGACCUCCUGAAAUAGCCUCAUCUGCGCAAACAACACACAUAACCACGUUUUUCCACUGAGGCGAGCACUAGUCCUGAACUAGUUAAACAGAGCAAUGGCUUACGUGGCUCCAAAGGUGAAAUGGCGUAAGCCAAAAACGUUCCGCAACGAUGUGAUCGCAACAGCCAAGGCUACGGGUUGCGUACUGCAAUUUUGGAACUCCCUGCUUGUGGGCGAUGAGCUGAUGCUCAUAAGCAUAGUGGACGAUGAUGAAUACGUCUACCUGAUAGACGCUACUUAUGACACCAGCAACGUAGACGAGUGGACAAACUUCAGAUUUAACUACAGAAGCCUGAGGCUUUGGUCGCUGACAUACGAGCAGGAGCUAACAACACCGCUUCACAUAACUGCGGGACGAGGCUUCGCUGAAUGUUUGAAACUCCUGCUGCAACGCGGAGCCACUGUUGACCUGGCGCCAGGUGGCAUCACCGCCUUGCACGAGUCCUGUGCACACUGCGAGCCGGAGUGUACCAGACUGCUGCUGGUGCACGGUGCCAAUGCCAAUGCUGUCUCAGAGGACGGCCGUAUGCCUUUACACUUGUGCUCGAACCCUGAGUCACUUGAAUGUGCCAAGUAUCUCCUUGAGUAUGGUGCCGCAAUUAAUGGACGUACUGUGGAUGAAGACGAUACUCCCCUGCAUGUGGCAGCGAGAAACGGCCUUGUGGAUCACGUCGAGCUCUACCUGCGUUAUGGCGCCACUGUGGACAAAAAGAAUGAUGAAGGUCUCACACCCCUAAACGCGGCCUGCUCCCAGCCGCAGGAGCUGCAGGACGUCCGACGCUAUUUCAACUUGUGCAAGAUGUUGAUGAAAGCGGGUGCCGACAUCCACACCUCCGACCAGGACAAACACACACCCCUGCACAUGGCGUGUAAGAAUGUCAACGCAGACUUGGUAGAGCUGCUGUUGGCGAGCGGGGCCUGCGUUAACGACAUGGACUACGGUGGUGAAGCACCCAUGCAUAACAUCCUGAAGGUGGCGUGCUACAAGCUUGCCCAUAGUCCCGAAAGGGUUGUCCGUGCCCUGCUCAACUAUGGCUCUAUACGAGUGUGGCCUGGAGCGUUGCCCGUGGUUCUAAGGCACUGCUCUCAAUCUCCACGCACCAUUGAAGUGCUGCUCAAUGCCUACAGUCACCUCAAAGUCACGGACACCUGGGUCGAGUCUGUACCCCCCGAGGUCUUUGAGGAACACAAGGAAUUCUACGAAUCCGUCUUCUCCCUUGCACGGACUCCACGUUCCCUACAGCACUUGUCGCGCUGCAAACUGAGGAGCUUCCUGGAGGGGAGACUCAAUAAGGUGGUCCCAAGACUCGACCUGCCCACCUUUAUUAAGAACUACUUGCUCCUGGAUUACAGAGGUUAUGUGCACUAAAGCACUCGAACCAUUGAUAGUCCUGAUUUCGAGUUUGCUGCUGGUAGACAUCAAUUUUGCAGGAAUUUGAUUGGUCGCGACUCGACUUUUUAGAACAUUACAAUUUGUACCAAGAGAGGGCGCUAUAGCCUUGACGUGAUGGAGUACUGUCGGUGCAUUUCCAUCCAUCAUCGUUUAUCUUCACUUCUACACAUAUAUUGUUUUACCUUAGCGCUACUUAAACUGACUGCCUCUCUUACUAGUUGUAAUUUUUUUUUAUACUGUAAAUCAUUUUUUGUUUAACUGUUUACGUCCGCUGAAUGUCACAUUAGUCGAAUUCCCAACAUAUAACGGCAAGAUUUUAUAUUUGUAAGAGACUUAAAAUGAUAAAAUUCACUAUUUUGUUGUAUGUUUUUCGUUUUCAUAUUUAGUGAUGUGUUCUCUCGCUCAGUGUUUUUCUUUAUUAUUAUUUAUUGAAAAAUAAAAUGCUCUC